UCAACUGAAUUCAUUACUGCAAUCCCUCCCAUAAGCUCCAAAGAAAAGCGUCGUUCUGUACUCUUGAAACAAACAUCAUCAGAUAUAAGUCAUUAUGUAUGAGGAAUCAGACUUUAGUCAAGAAGUCGUCUAACAUCUCCGUUUGGGCGUGAGAAGUAGCGGGAGUCAAAUGCGCUUUGGUAAUUUGGUAAGCGGAGCGCGGAACCCGAGAGCGCAUCAGCCGAACUGAAGCAGCGGCGCUCGGGCACAUCAUGUUGCGCAGACGCUUGAAAUCCUCUCCUGGAUCAAACGCUCAGCAUAAUGUUGCUUUCUAGACCAUCCGGACUGCAGGAUCGACGGGCUGACCCUCCUCAGUCGGAGGGUGGACAUACAUGGCUGUGGGAUCAUUCUUUAGUUUAAUUGGAAAAUUUUAACUCCAAUAAUAACAACCAUCGGAGGGACGCUGGAAGAGUUUAUAUGGUGCCUGCAUUGGACGAAUCCUCUUUUAAAAAGGUAAGUGGAUCAAAAUGCUACUGAGGGAAACUGUGCCUUUCAGGGAGCGUCCACCUGCGCUGGGAGAGGAGAUUUUCUCCUAUGAACCCUCUUUACUUGCUGCCUUGGCCCACACACUUUGAAAUCGUCCCUCCCUGACCUCAUGAGUGACAAUGUGAUGAGCUCCGAUAUCAUUUCCAGCCCAAGCGAGGAUGGAUGGAUGAAAGGGAGUUGUACGAGUUAAUGAGACUAUUGCUCUUCUGUUGGGGAGCUUAGUACAGGCAAUUACUGGAGGAUUACUCACUGACUUCAACACAUCAUACUCAGCACAACGCAAGCUUCAAGAUCCGUAGAGAAUUCCAGCAUAGUGGAUUUUAUUUGAUUUUUUCUUCCUUUCUUUUCAAUUACGUGCAGUGUUGUCGUCCAAAGUUUUACAAAAUGGAGGUACAGAUCCGAAUCUGGAAUAAAGACUUUCCCGCUUUGAUCAGCCCGUGGAUACCAAUACUGCUAGGUCUUCACAUGCAUUUCUCACGGGCCACGAGCUGUCCAGAGGAGUGUCGAUGUGACAGGACCUUUGUUUACUGUAACGAGAGGAGUCUAACAUCAGUGCCUCUAGGGCUAGGAGAGGGUUAUAAGACCCUUUACCUCCACAACAAUCAAAUCAACAAUGCUGGAUUUCCCCUGGAAAUGCACAACGUUGCCUCAGUGGAGACUGUGUAUCUCUAUGGCAACCAGCUUGACGAAUUUCCUGUCAAUCUGCCCAAAAACGUGCGGGUGCUCCACCUGCAGGAGAAUAACAUACAGACGGUGUCCCGGGCUGCCCUCGCACAGCUGCUACGCCUGGAGGAGCUCUAUCUGGACGACAACUCCAUCUCCACCGUGGGUGUCGAGGAGGGGGCCUUCAGAGAGGCCGUCAGCCUUAAAACCCUUUUCCUUACCAAGAACCACCUGAGCAGCGUACCCGUCGGGCUCCCGGAGGAACUCAGAGAGUUGCGGCUGGACGAGAACCGCAUAGCGCUCAUAGCCGAGGACGCCUUCGAGAACGUGACAGGCCUGGAAGUUCUCCUCCUUGACGGAAAUCUGCUCACAGACGAGGGCAUCGACCCGGGGGCUUUUCAGAGCUUGGUUAAUCUUAAAACCUUGUCAAUGGCACGUAACUCGCUCAUGUUUCCUCCACCGUAUCUACCGGCCGAGUUUUUAAUCAAGCUGAACUUGCAAGAUAAUCAAAUGAAUGAGAUUCCUGUGACGGCCUUUCGCGGCCUGCAUCGCUUGGAGAGACUGGAUAUUUCCAACAACCAGCUGCAGUCCCUCACACAGGGCGUCUUUGACGGGCUCCGCAGCCUGAGACAGCUCACUGUUCGAAACAACCUUUGGCUCUGUGACUGCAGCAUUAAAUGGGUCAUACUGUGGUUAAAGUCGCUGCCAGCUACCCUCAAUGUCCGUGGAUUCAUGUGCCAGAAACCAGAGAGGGUACGUGGCAUGGUAAUCAGAGAGCUGACCCUGGAGCUCAUCCAGUGUCCUAACAGCACAGCCACAGUCCCACGAUUCACACAACAGCCCACGCUGCUCUCUUCAUCCACCGCUGAGUCAGCCACUCAAACGGCCUUCACACCCCCUCGCUCUCUGCCCACACCCACCCCUCCACCUUUUGCACUUCCCCUACCGACCGCGGACGGGGAACCGAGCACAAAUGUCCCUGAUAGCCCGAUACAGGAAACUUUACGUGUUUCUUUCAUUGUGUUAAAUGCUUCGUGCAUUCAGGUGAGCUGGGUAUCGUCGUUUACCGUCACGGCCUAUAAGGUUACCUGGGUCAAACUGGGUCACAGUUUGAUCACCGGCCCCAUGCAGGAGACUAUGGUAGUGGGCGACCUUGAAGGAAUCUUGCUGACGAACCUGCAGCCCAAAUCACCCUACCGCAUUUGCGUGGAUCCUCUAGAUGCUUUCAACAAUUACCACCCAGGAGAUGAUACAAUUUGCUCAGAGGUGACGACAAAGUCUGCUUCUUUUAAUUCGGAUGACAACACCACUGAGCCCGAGCAAGCCACACAGCAGGACCCCAGCUCCCCUUUCCUACUGGCUGGCCUGAUUGGUGGGGCGGUGCUAGUGGUCCUGGUGGUAAUGUUAAGCAUAUUUUGCUGGCACAUGCACAAAAAGGGAAGGUCAGACUCGUCCAAAUGGAAAUAUAGCCGAGGCAGAAGAAAAGACGAUUAUUGCGAAGCAGGGACCAAGAAAGAUAACUCCAUUCUGGAGAUGACUGAGACUAGCUUUCAGAUAGUUUCUUUAAAUAACGAACAGCUUCUUAAGGGGGACUUCCGUAUUCAGCCGAUUUACACCCCUAAUGGCGGUGUCGGAUUCAGAGACUCCCAAAGGAGUAACGAUAGCACAACGUACUGUAAGAACAGUGUCCCAGAGUCUGAUCCGUGCCAUAAAUGAUAAUUUUCAACAGAUAACAUCCUUUAUAUUUAGAUCAGACUUGAACACACUGUAUAGGAUAUAUUUCAAAACACUGUACAAUAUGUAAUUUAUAUUCUGAACAAUGAUAUCGCCUUCUUUUUGUAUAACUUAGUAAACACUAAAUGAUUUGUAAAGUAUUACUUUCUCAUGUUGUGUUACUAUAGCGAAAGAAACCCAAGCUCAUAAAGGCAAAUGUAGAGUCUGUUAAUCUCAACGAACCGAAGCGCACAACGAGUUUAACUUUGUUAAACACAAAUCAGCAAGAAGUGCCACGUGUUUUUAAACAUUUAAGUUAAAAGGGAAGAAAAGUAGAAUGUGUGUAGGUUUUAUAGAGAUGGAUGAUAGCCUACUGAGCAGCGUGCCGUGUUGUUUUUAUAUUUCCCCACGUCCUUUCUCGAUAACACCACAAGGUGGUGUCUAUUCCCAUCACCGGUAUAUUAUGAAGCAGCCUCAAACUCAUAAUUCUACAAUUUAACUUAACGUGUCUCCUUUACAAAACAUCCAAAACAAACCCUGUCUGGCACAGGACUGCAAUAACGUAAUGCUGAGCCUGUAGCCCUUUUUCACAAACACAUAAAAUCUCCUUAUGGCUGUCUUACACUGCAGCAGUUCUGGUCUGAUGGGCAAAAUAUCUUCACGAUAACCAGCCUGUAUUUCAUGCAAAAUGCAUUGUUUGUGUUGCACACAAGACUGAUGAGAAACAGAAACGUCAUUUACAAACAAACCAUCUUCUGCACCAUUUUCCUCAAUUGCUUGUUUACUGCAUUAACUGUAGUUAGAAGAACGCCUUUGUAUUUACAAACAGCCAAAACACAAGUGCUUGUUACAGGUCCAUUUAAAUCACCUGAUUAUAGGGCUCUGUUCUUUGUUUAAACAUUUCAACCUAUUUUACUGCCAAGAGAGGUUUACUAAACGAUACAGUGGAGUCCAAAAGUCUGAGACCAGCAGGAAAUAAAUGCUUUUGUUUUGCACAUUUUUUCUUAUUUAGUACAACGUUUGCAUUACACAUUAUAAUAUGUUCAUAAAAAUGUGAGGAAAAUUAUUAAUGUAAAAUGGUCGAUGGUAAAAAAAAGGGCAAUGUAACAAUGCUGUGAAUGGUAGAAUUGAUUUUACAUUUCAGUAUCUGGGGGUAUCUUGUUGCCCCUUGCUCCUUUAUUGAGAACACAUACUGGCAUAGAUUCAAGUUUGCAAAACCUGAUGAUUCAAGUGCUUCAGUGGAAGUAAAGAAAUCUGACAUCAUCCCAAAAUUUGAAAUUUAUUUUGAAAUACACUGUAGUGCAGAAUUACAUUAUUUCCAUUGUAUUUUAUAUCAUAUUUUUGUUCUA
Molecule: messenger RNA, 4250 nt
Organism: Misgurnus anguillicaudatus (oriental weatherfish)
Lineage: Eukaryota; Metazoa; Chordata; Actinopteri; Cypriniformes; Cobitidae
Product: leucine-rich repeat transmembrane protein FLRT2
Molecular function (GO): protein binding
Source: RefSeq, a predicted model, not a curated record